AUGAAGUAUUCCACGUCGCCACCAACGAGUCGGUGUCACUCGCCCGUUCCAACAGAAUUCUCGUCCUCGUUGCCGAUGCCGAUCGUUUACAGACAUAAUUGUAUGGGGGCGGCGACAAAAAGCUACAAAUAUCUAAGAAAAUUGUUGAAGUUCGAACAGAUGGAUUUUGAGUUUGCUAUGUGGCAGAUGGUCUAUCUAUUUGUAGCGCCACAAAAAGUAUACAGAAACUUCCAAAACAGAAAACAAACAAAAUCGCAUUUUGCAAGAGACGACCCUGCAUUUUUAGUAUUGGUCAUGGGUUGUUUCUGCAUAUCUACCAUCGGUUUGGGAUUGAUGCUGAAUUUAAGAAUAUUUCAAUUUACGAAGUUGUUGCUUUAUAUGAUGUUCAUUGAUUAUUUAGCUGUUGGAUUGUUAAUAGCAACGAUAUUUUGGUUUAUAACAAAUCGAUAUCUCAGGAUAGACAGAACACAAGAUGUUGAAUGGGGCUAUGCAUUUGACAUCCACUUAAAUGCAGUGUUUCCUCCAUUAGUUAUACUUCACAUUUUACAAUUAUUUCUAUAUAAUGGUCUCAUAAACAAUGAUACAUUUUGGGGGCGAUUCAUUGGAAAUACUUUUUGGUUUAUAUCUAUCGGUUAUUACAUUUACAUAACGUUUCUCGGCUACGCAAGUAUCGAAAUACUACAUAAAACUCAUUUGAUAUUGUCCACUCUACCUAUAAUGCUGCUGACAUAUAUUACUACAUUAUGUGCCGGUAUUAAUAUCAGUUAUUUAGUUAUAGAAUUCUACCGUUAUCGCGCUUUGUAAAAUAUUUUUAUUAUAUCUGUAUGAAUGUCGGAAUAAUACUGGUUGUACAGUAUAGAAUUCUUCUAUUCUGGAAUUGGUAAAACAAUGUCAUCCUUCUACUGUGGAAUCUCUUUGAUUUUUGCUCUUAUUUUAUAUUCUCCGUUUUUACUUGUUUUCUUAUUUCACGAUUUUGUUCUACAUGGCAAAUAGACGGAGCAGCGGGAGAAAAUGUCAAGAGGAGAAUUUCAUUAUAGAGGUACAGCUGUUUCCGAAUAGAUAUUGAAGAUUUUUUUCAACGUUAUUGCUUACAUUCUAAGAAUGAUUUUUCAUGAUAUAUUUAUUUUUUCGCUUGUAUUUGUAAGAGAACUAUC
Molecule: messenger RNA, 1154 nt
Organism: Trachymyrmex cornetzi
Lineage: Eukaryota; Metazoa; Arthropoda; Insecta; Hymenoptera; Formicidae
Gene: Unc50
Product: Unc50 RNA binding protein
Exons: 6
Coding region: 1-804 (267 amino acids)
Cellular component (GO): Golgi membrane
Source: RefSeq, a predicted model, not a curated record